Molecule: messenger RNA, 7234 nt
Organism: Cyprinodon tularosa
Lineage: Eukaryota; Metazoa; Chordata; Actinopteri; Cyprinodontiformes; Cyprinodontidae
Gene: rock1
Product: Rho-associated, coiled-coil containing protein kinase 1
Exons: 33
Coding region: 780-4922 (1380 amino acids)
Biological process (GO): embryonic morphogenesis; cortical actin cytoskeleton organization; regulation of cell junction assembly
Cellular component (GO): cytoplasm; cytoskeleton
Molecular function (GO): small GTPase binding; ATP binding; Rho-dependent protein serine/threonine kinase activity
Source: RefSeq, a predicted model, not a curated record
UUGAAGCAGCUCCUCCGGGGUGUUUGAACAGGAAGGCGGACAUGUUGGCCGAGCUGUGUGAGAGAAAUUGUGCACAGUAUGCGAUUGUUUUCCGAAAACUAACACACAACUUACGUGAUUCCUAUUUAUAUUCGUCGUGAGGCUCUUGCUGUUGAGAAGGGGGGAAACUCGACUUUCACGGACAGCUGAAGGGACGCAGCGGAAGGACUGCCGUUGAAAAACCUGAAAGCGUCUCCCGUAUUUAAACUUCGAAAUUUGGAAGAAGCAGAAGUUUUUUCCACCACAACUUCUACUUUUGAGCUGUCAGAUUGCGGCUUUCUGCAUGGGCCUGGCACAGCUAUGGGAACACGCCUGGAUUAGUCUUCCCUCUGUUUAUUUUUGAACAUUGCAUUUGCCUAUAAUUGCCUUUUGUUUGCAACGUUUUAAGCCCUUAUCCUCAGAGGCAUCCUACGGUUGUCUAAUCUGUCGCCGCAUUUAUCUUUUGACACUGAAGUUGGUUGCCACUCGCAGUGAAGAGGGGGGAAAACAUUCCCCGACUUGGAAAAUGUGGAGUGGUAGGUGCCACUUGAACGUCUUAAUUUUCUCUAAAAGCUCUGGGACAGCGAUGUAUUUUCUUUGAGGUGCAGCGUGAAGUUCACACGAAGAAAGGGACGUUCGGCUGGCUAGCUGCAACUGGCAACGGCUAGCUAGCUAGCUAGCUAGCCAGCUUUCUUGCCUCGCCUGGGAGCUGUUUUUUUUUUCUUCAUACCCUACUCUUGGAACUGUAAUUGGCAGCAAAAAUGUCUGGAGGAGAAGGCAUGGAGGCACGGUUUGAGAAAAUCGAUGCUAUGUUACAAGACCCCAAGUCGGAAAUCAACACGGAUUGUCUACUGGAUGGCUUGGAUGCUCUGGUAUACGACCUCGACUUCCCUGCCCUUAGGAAAAACAAGAGCAUUGACAACUUCUUGAAUAGAUAUAAAAAAACUAUUAGUAAAAUAAGGGAUUUGCGAAUGAAAGCAGAAGACUAUGAGGUGGUUAAAGUUAUUGGAAGAGGUGCAUUUGGAGAGGUUCAGUUGGUAAGACACAAAUCCACACAUAAAGUAUAUGCCAUGAAGCUGCUGAGCAAGUUUGAGAUGAUCAAAAGGUCAGAUUCCGCUUUCUUCUGGGAAGAGAGGGACAUAAUGGCUUUUGCCAACAGUCCGUGGGUUGUGCAGCUCUUUUUUGCAUUCCAAGAUGACCGCUACCUCUAUAUGGUGAUGGAAUACAUGCCUGGUGGGGAUCUGGUUAACUUGAUGAGCAACUAUGACGUCCCAGAGAAGUGGGCCCGCUUUUACACAGCAGAGGUGGUGCUUGCUCUGGAUGGAAUCCACUCCAUGGGUUUCAUUCACAGAGAUGUAAAGCCUGAUAACAUGUUGCUCGACAAAUCGGGUCACUUAAAACUUGCAGACUUUGGAACGUGCAUGAAAAUGAAUGAGGAUGGAAUGGUACAGUGUGACACAGCAGUUGGAACUCCAGACUACAUUUCACCAGAGGUACUGAAAUCCCAAGGAGGAAACGGGAACUAUGGAAGAGAGUGUGACUGGUGGUCAGUGGGGGUGUUUCUUUAUGAGAUGCUUGUUGGCGAUACUCCCUUCUAUGCAGACUCAUUGGUGGGGACUUAUAGUAAAAUCAUGAACCACAAGAAUGCCCUGACCUUCCCAGAUGACAGUGACAUUUCCAACGAUGCCAAGAAUCUCAUCUGCGCUUUCUUGACUGACAGGGAAGUUCGGCUCGGCCGGAAUGGAGUCGAUGAGAUUAAGAGGCAUCCUUUCUUCAAAAAUGACCAGUGGACAUGGGAAAACAUCAGAGAGACCGCUGCCCCUGUGGUGCCUGAACUGAGCAGUGACACUGACACCAGUAACUUUGAUGAUAUCGAGGAGGACCGAGGAGAGGAGGAGACCUUCCCCAUACCGAAGGCCUUUGUGGGCAAUCAGCUCCCUUUUGUCGGCUUUACAUAUUACAGCACUCAGCAUCAUUUGCGUGGUCCUGCUGCCUCAAAGACGAGUGACAAACGUAGCAGUUCAACGAAAGAGGACAAGAGUCACUUGGAGAACCUGCAAAAACAGAUCUACCAACUACAGGAGCAACUCCACAUUGAAAUGCAACAAAAAGAUGAGCUGGAACAGAAAUGCAGGACGUCAAACACAAAGAUGGAGAAGAUUAUGAAGGACUUGGAUGAGGAGGCGAACCUGAGGAAGAGUGUAGAAGCCAGCAUGUCUCUGCUGGAAAAAGACAAGAUUAUGCUGCAGCACAGAGUCACAGAGUAUCAAAGAAAAGUUGACCAGGAGGGAGAAAAAAGGCGCAAUUUAGAGAAUGAAGUGUCAACUUUAAAGGAGCAGCUUGAAGAUAUGAAGAAGAUCAGCCAGAACUCACAGGCCUCAAAUGAUAAGAUUGCCCAACUGCAGAAGCAGCUGGAGGAGGCAAACGACUUGCUGCGUGCAGAGUCAGACACAGCAGCAAGACUGAGGAAGAGCCACACAGAAAUGGCAAAGUCGAUGAGCCAACUGGAGACUAUGAACCGUGAGCUGCAGGAGAGGAGCCGGGCGGGAGACGGAGAGAAGGCACAGCUGGAGAAGGAGCUCCUGCUACUUCAGAGCACGCUCGAGUCAGAGCGAAGGAACUACAGUCAGGGAUCAGAGGAGAUGAGGGAACUGCAAGCGAGAUUGGCUGGACUGCAAGAGGACAACAAAAACUUGAAGAUCAAUCUUUCUAAAGUGGAAGGGGAACGUAAGCAUGCCCAAGAAAGGAGCAACUACCUUGAGAAGGAAAUGAACGGUUUGGAGAUUGACCUGAAUUACAAGCUGAAGACCCUCCAGCAGCGCCUGGAGCAGGAGCAGACAGAGCACAGAGUGACCCGGGCACAGCUCACUGACAAAUACGAAUCUAUUGAAGAAGCCAAAUCAGCUGUUAUGAUUGCUGUUCAGCAGAAGAUGGGAGAGGAGACUGGAGCCAGGAUAAGGGCAGAAGGCCGGGUGGUGGAGGUUGAGAAGCAGUGCUCAAUGUUAGAAUUUGACCUGAAGCAGUCGGUGCAGAAAAUGGAGCAGUUGAUGAAGCAAAAAGAAAGGCUGGAAGACGAGGUGAAAAGUCUGCACAUACAUCUGGAACAGGAGUCAAAUAAGCGAGUCAUUGCCCAGAAUGACUUGAAGAGCCGCACUCAGGAUGUUGACCGCCUACGGUGUUCAGAGAAGCAGCUCAAGCAGGAGAUCAACACCGUGCUGGAAAGCAAACGCUCUCUGGAGUUCCAACUGGCACAGCUGACAAAGCAGUACAGAGGCAACGAGGGACAGAUGAGGGAACUUCAGGACCAGCUUGAAGCCGAACAGUAUUUUUCUACACUUUACAAAACUCAGGUUAAGGAAUUAAAAGAGGAGAUAGAAGAACGGAACAGGCAGUUACAAGAAGCACAGAAGAAGGUGCAGGAUUUGAUAAGUGAUAGGGAUUCAUUGUCUGCUCAACUGGAUCUGACGGUAACCAAGGCCGAGUCUGAGCAGCUCGCUCGGGCUCUUCAGGAAGAGCAGUACUUCGAACUCAGCCAAGAGAACAAGAAAGCAACAGCUAGGCACAAGCAGGAGUUGGGAGAAAGAGAGGCCACUAUUGCACGGCUUGAGGAAUCGAAUAAAACACUGACCAAAGAUGUGGAGACCCUCAGCAAAGAUAACACAGAGCUGAGUGAGAAGCUUCGUCUUAAGGAGGAAGAAUAUGUCUCACAGAAGGAAGAGAUCAUGGCUUCAAUCAAAGCCAACUAUGAGAAGGUGCUCCAAACAGAGCGCACACUGAAGACUCAGGCUGUCAACAAGCUGGCAGAGAUCAUGAAUCGUAAAGAUAUGAAGCUUGACCAGAAGAAGAAAGGCAGCACUGCAGAACUGCGCAAGAAGGAGAAAGAGAACCGCAAGCUUCAGCAAGAACUCAAUCAAGAGAAAGAGAAGUUUAACAGCAUGGCCAUCAAGUACCAGAGGGAGGUCAAUGAUAUGCAGGCGCAACUUGCAGACGAAUUCACACAUCGCAAUGAGCUGCAGAUGCAGUUGGCUAGCAAGGAAAGUGACAUUGAGCAGCUCCGCGAGAAGCUGAACGAUUUGCAGCAAAGAAUGGAGAAUUCAAGCAUCACCAGCUUGCAGACUGAUGAAACGGACAGUAAUCCUGCAGAAUCCAGAUUGGAGGGCUGGUUGUCUAUUCCAAAUCGUACUAAUAUCAAGCGAUAUGGAUGGAAGAGACAGUAUGUGGUGGUGAGCAGUAAGAAGAUUCUCUUCUACAACGAUGAGCAGGAGAAAGAACUGUCUAACCCUUCCAUGGUACUUGAUAUCGAUAAACUGUUUCAUGUGAGACCUGUCACCCAAGGGGACGUAUACCGCGCAGAAACAGAAGAGAUUCCUAGGAUAUUUCAGAUUCUAUAUGCCAAUGAAGGAGAGUGCAGAAAGGAGCUUGAGGAAGUUCCUGUCCCUCAGGGCGAAAAGACCAACUGUCUUGCACACAAAGGUCAUGAGUUCAUCCCCACACUAUAUCACUUCCCCUCCAACUGUGAGGCCUGCGCCAAGCCCCUGUGGCAUGUAUUCAAGCCGCCUCCGGCCCUGGAGUGCCGCCGCUGCCACGUGAAGUGCCACAGGGACCACCUUGACAAAAAGGAAGACGUUAUUGCUCCUUGCAAAGUAAACUAUGAUGUCACCUCUGCCCGGGAUAUGCUCUUACUGGCCGUGACCCAGGAGGAGCAAAAGAAAUGGAUCGGCCACCUUGGGAAAAAGAUCCCAAAGACCCCACCUUCAACAUUCUCCAGAGUCUCACCUCGUAGUAUGUCCACUCGCUCCGGACCCAACCAGUCCUUCCGCAAAAACCCUAAAAGCAAUACAGGAAAACUGAGCAGAGCGCAGUCCAGCCUCCAUGCAGCAGACACAACAUCAAGCACUUGUUGACAGGAACUUCUUCAGAAAGUGUUGAUGUUGUAUUUUAGAUUUUCCCUACUCACCUUCAAACCUUUUGUAUUUAUUAAUAGCGCUACUGGGUCCUUUUUUUAACAUGGGACACUUCCUGGUUGGUUGUUUUCCCUUCCUCCUGGGAUCUUGACACUGUUUUUUUUUAUCUAAUUGACACUAAAAUGGUUUUGGGCUCAUUAACUAACAUGAUAGAGGUUGGAACGCUCAUUGGAUUUUUUUCAAAUAGCCUUUAUUCUCUCCUUUAUCUGUCAAACAUGGUCCAAAUUGAAGCUGGUAAUGUAGUUACAUUCUCUGUUUGACUGAAUACUAACAAAUGUAAAUGUAAAUAGUUUUUUUACUGGUGUGUGUUCUGUCUUUCAGCUAACCAUCUGAACCGUUGGGACUUUUUCUGGACUCUAAAACUUUCCCUCUUUUCUCAUCAACAAAUUGGAAAAAGCCUGUAUUAUAAAAGAAAUGUAUUGAAAACACAUAAAUUGCUAAACUAAAGCCGCUGAGAAACUGCGAUUCACGCCACAGCACAUUAUGGUGGACUGUAAAUGGCAGAAUCUGCUCCAUCUGCCUUUUUCUCCCCCCUUUAAAAUGUGUCAAGCUCAACAAACUCGCAGUUCUACAUUGUAUCCAGAAGAUGGCGUAAUUCUCUCAAAUUAAGAAUGGACAACAGAUGGAAGGCGUUCUCUGUUUCAUGUUUUUUGACGGACAUUAAUGGAAACUGGAAAUGUAGGGCGGGGGUGUAUGGACUCCUGCACGUGUGUUUUCAUUGUAAGGUACUGUUAUACAGGAUUUUAGUCCUGCAGUAAAAAGUUGGAUCUCAGGGGGUGGAAAGCGGAUUUACGAGUGAAGUCAUUUCUUUCCCCACCUGACUGAUAUCUCGGCUAAAUUUAACAGUUGUUUCCGACUUUUUAAAAAUUGACAAAAUGCCUUCAUCUAGCUAUUGUUGCUGGUCUUUUUGCCUUUUGUGUUUAGUUUCUUUUUGGUUUGUUUAUUUGUUUUUGUUUUUUUUACACUUUGCAACUCAGUUAUCAGAUCUGGAAAAGCGUUUUUUGUUUUUCGGGGGUUAAUGAGUAUUAGGUGUUUCGAGUAUUGAGAGAGCAGCAUGCAAGAUCAUCAUUUAAAUCUAUGCAUUAUUUUUAUUCUAAUUAUUUUAUUGCUCCAAGCCAUAAGGAGAACUUGGCUGUAAUGGCAUAUAGGAGUCGUAAAACUUAACGGAUUUUGUUUUCUGUUUAUUUGGUACAUGUCUCUGUAAUGUUUUUUUUUUUGUAAUGUAUUGCCUUAUACUGGUUGAUGGAGAAAUGGCUCAAAAGGAAAACAUUAAGUUAACUAAUGUAAAACUGCACUGUUUGACUUGAGUGUAAAUUAUUUGUAGAAGACUAAACAGGUGUAGCAUUUGGCCCCACCUUGUGCCUUAACGUUUGGAUAUUGAUUUUACUGCCAUAUCAGUUCUUUUGUUCUUUCAUUUUUUUUUUGCAACAUAAGAUAAAUCUUAACUCUUCCAUUGUUUUGUUUUUUUUAAGAAAUUGCAACCUGUUUGGUUUUUAUCAGAGUUUUUUUUCUGGUUAUGAACAUCAAAAAAAAUAUAUAAAUAUAUUAAAAUACCUCUUCAUGGACACAAAGUUCCAAAACUUGGUUCAUAUGUUAGAAGUUUCAUAAAGGGUUUACGCAAAACUAGUCUGUAUGAAUGAUGGACAUAUUAACAAAUAAGUUGUUUUUCCUGUUAAGUUUAAUUUUUUCAAAAUCCCCCAUUCAGAGUGUACAUAAAGAAAGGAUUAUAGCAUACCUCCACGGUCUUUAAUUUGUAAUAUUUCUAUUUUCUUUUCAGUAAAAAAAAACAAAAAAAAAAAGCACUGGAAAUAUGAUCUCUUGUCUUGGAUAAUUUGCAUGGGUAAUUUGCAUUGGACCCCGCACUGAUGGAUAUGUCAAUAAACAUAUCAUUAUCAUGUUUUUUUUUUUUGUUUACUUGUAUUUAUCAGUUUAAAUCUAACUUUGAUUGAGGUUGUCAUAACAAUCACUUCAGUUCUGAGUUAAAUAAAAAAAUUGGUGCAAAUAAUAGUUGGGUGAACAAAAGCUAAAACCCACUCUACUUUAAAUGACAAUUUUGAAGGUUAUGAAAUAUUUUAAAGAGAAGAUUCCAUCUAUUUUCAGUCAUUUUUAGAAAAUAAAUAAUUUUAUAUUAACUCAAGAGGGAGAUAUUGUAUGUCUUUAUCAUAGAUUUCAUGGUUAUGGCUGACAAAUGGAAAACCCAAAAAACUAAGUAAAGAUUAUGAAGAAAUAAACAGAAAUUUCAGGCUUCUAAA